This is a messenger RNA of Diuraphis noxia (Russian wheat aphid), 717 nucleotides long. RefSeq lists its product as uncharacterized. Lineage: Eukaryota; Metazoa; Arthropoda; Insecta; Hemiptera; Aphididae. The record is from RefSeq and is a predicted model, not a curated record.
AUGGCUUCAACGGUUCAGAACCAGCUGCUAUAUGGAGCACAGAUUUGGGCAGGAGCUCUAAGAUACGAGGUUAACGUUAGCACACUGCUGGGACCACAAAGACAAAUCGCCCUACGGGUAGCCAUGGCGUACCGGACGACGGUAUCAACCCAGGCGAUAAUGGUGGUCGCAGGGAUGAUCCCGGUUCAUUUAUUGGCGAAGGAGAGACAGAAGUUGUACAAUCAUACCAAAGAAGGAAAAGAGAUGAACAAACAGGAUCAUCGAGUUAACACAUACAAAGAAUGGCAAAAGGAAUGCGACCAAGCGAAAAAGGGCAGAUGGACGCACAGACUAAUCCAGGACGUAGAGAAAUGGUCAACAAGAGGAUUUGGUAAUACAGAUUAUCAUCUCACUCAAAUGAUAACUGGACAUGGGUGCUUCGGCUCCUACUUGUAUAAGUACAAGAAACGCCUGAGCCCGGAGUGCGUGGAUUGCAAGGCUGUGGAAGAUAGUGCUGAGCACACGAUUUUUGUGUGUGAUAGGUGGUGGAAUAAAAGAAGAGACCUUGAAGCGAAAAUAGGAGGAGACUUCGAAGUGGACUCAGUAAUAAAAUUAAUGUUAAGGUCAAGAAGCAAUUGGAAAGCGGUGAAGGCCUUCGUCGGCGAGGUUUUGAGGACAAAGGAAGAGGAAGAAAGGCAAGCCCAAAGAGAAGUUUUAGUAGAAGCAGUUAACCAUUAG